CGACGACUCGCGAGAGUGUAAGUGUUUCAAAAUAUGAUUUGGAUUUACCAAAUAUAAUCUUCUACCAAGUGAAGUUCAAUUCAGUGCAACAUGAAGGAGAAAAGUGAAGCUAAUAGUGCGAAUGUGCUGAUGUGUCGUCAGUGGUGGAGGGUGUGCUGGAUAUAUGGUGAUCAGGAGAAGUUCUACAGACAACUGUAUGGAAGGAGACCCCCGCCUAAGGCGACGGUGGUGUCCCUUGAAAGAGAGGUGGUCUCUGUGGUGGCGGAGAAGGUGUGCCGCAACUGUAAGAGUCCCAGGGAGGACCACAGUCAGACGUUGUCCAUGUCGCUGCCUCCCCCGGACUCCGCCCCUCUGGCUGGCAAGGUUUUAGACCCUCAGCGACAUUCACACUCUGACGAUGACUCUGGCUGCGCACUCGAGGAGUACACCUGGGUUCCUCCAGGUCUUCGACCUGAUCAGGUACACUUGUACUUCUCAUCUCUUCCUGAGGACAAGGUACCGUACGUCAACUCAGCAGGAGAGAGACACAGAGUUCGACAGUUGCUGCAUCAGUUGCCUCCGCAUGACAACGAGGUCCGAUACUGCCACAGUCUGUCUGAUGAAGAGCGGAAGGAGUUGAGGCUCUUCUCUGCACAGAGGAAGAGAGAAGCGCUUGGAAGAGGAGCUGUCAGACAACUCGUCGCUCCAAUGCCUUGUGAAGGGUGUGAUGAGAGACUAUCUACAGGAGACAUGUCAGUGUUUGCCUCUCGUGCUGGACCCAACUGUUGCUGGCACCCUGGCUGCUUUGUCUGUAGUGUCUGCAAGGAGUUGCUGGUAGAUCUCAUCUACUUCUACAAAGAAGGCAAGCUGUACUGUGGUCGUCAUCACGCUGAAACGCUUAAACCUCGUUGUUCUGCCUGUGAUGAGAUAAUCCUAGCAGAUGAGUGUACGGAAGCGGAGGGCCGAGCAUGGCACAUGAAGCACUUUGCCUGUCUGGAGUGUGACUUACAGCUGGGAGGUCAGAGAUACAUCAUGAGGGACGGCAGACCUUACUGUCUUGCCUGCUUUGACGCCAUGUUUGCUGAGUAUUGUGACUCUUGUGGAGAACCAAUUGGUGUUGACCACGGUCAAAUGUCACAUGACGGCCAGCACUGGCACGCCACAGAGAAGUGUUUCUGUUGUCACACCUGCAGGUCGUCUCUGCUGGGGCGACCGUUCCUGCCUAGGAGAGGAGCGAUCUACUGCAGCAUAGCCUGUAGCAAGGGAGAGCCACCCACACCCUCGGACAGCUCUGGUCCAGCCACUCGUCUAGGGAGGCAGCGACCCAGGCCGGCGUCUGAGGCGUCAAGUACACCACCAGCGUCCCCUAGUCACCACAGACGUGCCUUGCCACCACCACAGGACAAUGCCAACAGUCCCGGAGCAAUAGAUACAUGUUCACCGGGAAGCAGUCAAGUAGUGAGGAGUCCUCCGGGCAGAUCUCCUAAGAUGGGCCGCAGAGCGUUACAGAGGUCUCCCAACAAAAGUAUCAACACGACCCCUCCAGAGUACAACUCUGUGAGAGGACCUCCUCCUCUGCCACCUCCCCCCGGUAGUCCUCCCACCCUGACCAUCACCACUCCUGGAGGGAAAGGGCUGGACAGGGUCCUUCUGGAGAGAAACCUGGAGAAACUCCUAUCUGAGAGAGGCUCCAACCAUUCGUCCAGCUCUGAACACCUUCCUGCUGAAGGAGACUUGAGCAGAAUCCUCGGCCUGUCCGACCGAUCGAGUAGAUUCUUCCUCGAGUCUCACUUAGAAAAACUCUCAAUCAAAGACGAACUUGGAAGCCCAACAGAUUUCAAUCUCACCAAGCUGGUUCUAAGUGGAAACGAUGAUUUAAAGCCUGAAGUGAAAAAACUAUUUUUAGACAUCGAGAGUCACGAUGUAGAACCUAGAAGGUUGAAACCAAUUUUAACCGACUCCUUGGAAAAAGACAACAAAAUAUUAAAUUUAGAUGAAAAAGAUUUGUUAGAUGGGAAUCUUUCGGAUCCGUUAAGGAACGAACCUAGUACCAGCACGGAUAGGAGGUUUAGGGUGAACGAUUCUCCUCAUGAUAGCGGACAUGCGUCUUCUAUGCCUGAACUUGCGGUUCAUCCAACGACACCAACGUCGCCGCAGAGGAAGGUUCGGUUUGAAGGAGCUCCUCCUGAACUUGACAAGAGGAUGGUGAGGAGUCGUAGUUACUCGGAGAGACAUGAUCACGACGACACUGAGAGUUACUGUUCGACGUGUUCCUCCAGUUCUAGCAGCGACGAUCUCUCAGCCUACCAGUUGCCGCCCCGCAGAGCCUACGGGGGCGUCAGGAUAUCCUAUGUGCCAAACGACGCCUUCGCCAUUGCUCGUCAGCGGCAACAGCACAUCAAGUCUCCGGUGAAGAAACCUGUUGACGACAAAAACUGUGUGAUAUCCUGAUUGAUAUUAGUUCUAGUGAAACCUCGCAUUAGGACCAAUCCUCAGUGGUUGUUGACAGAUGGUUUUGUAAAAGUUCCUGAUUGUUGAAUUUGAAGAGGUUUUACUUUGAUACUGUUAAGUUGUUGUCUGUGUUUAAAUUUGUUCAGUUUGUAUUUUGAAAUAAUAAGCAAUGAGUAAGAUGUCACAAAACUUAUGGAUAGGGAAGUAAAGAAAACCAAACAGCGACACUCCCGCGAUGUCAAUAAAAGUAAACUCACUAAAUUUGAAGAUUUGAUUACAUUUAAGAAGUAAAUUCCUAAUGGUAUAAAAAUAAGUUUUAAAAACCCUACUCAACAUCUUCAAACAUCUGUAUAUAAGUUGUAUUAACAUUUCCGAGCCAUCAGCUACGUGUUUUUGCUUUAAAUAUUCUUUGAAGGAAAGAUUUCCUUAUGUAUUUUAGAGAAUGGAGAAGUCAUAUUACAUUAACCUCUUCAUCUUACAAUAAAAAAUCUCCAAUUCAAUUAAAUACUUUAAACAUAUAUAUUGACAAAAUAUCAAGGAAAUUCAUAUUUACAUUAAACUUGAAAACCUUUCUGUUACAGAAAUUUAAAUUAUUUUUAAGAUUAUCUGUUUCCAAUUCAAAUGAAGAAGUAUAUGAUU
Messenger RNA from Macrosteles quadrilineatus (aster leafhopper), 3069 nucleotides. RefSeq names its product protein prickle-like. Gene Ontology annotation, molecular function: zinc ion binding. The transcript is spliced from 7 exons. The record is from RefSeq and is a predicted model, not a curated record. Bases 91 to 2430 code for a protein of 779 amino acids. NCBI's taxonomy places the organism in Eukaryota, Metazoa, Arthropoda, Insecta, Hemiptera, Cicadellidae.